Messenger RNA from Grammomys surdaster, 4253 nucleotides. It is a transcript of the gene Kdm4c, whose product is annotated as lysine demethylase 4C. Gene Ontology annotation, cellular component: nucleus. The coding region runs from base 223 to 3375 and encodes 1050 amino acids. NCBI's taxonomy places the organism in Eukaryota, Metazoa, Chordata, Mammalia, Rodentia, Muridae. Gene Ontology annotation, molecular function: histone H3K36 demethylase activity; histone H3K9 demethylase activity. The record is from RefSeq and is a predicted model, not a curated record. Gene Ontology annotation, biological process: chromatin remodeling. The transcript has 22 exons.
CGCCCGAGCCGCCUCCCGCCCACCUAGGAGCCGGGAGGGAGGGGAGCGGCGGAGGGAUCCCGUGGUGGCGCCCCGUGCGCGUGCGCAGCGAACAGCUGUCACCUAGUGCGGAACAAGUCUUCCAAAGAUUCCCAAAACCCUCAGGGGAGGCCGCACUUUCAUCCCUUUCAUUCGGGUGGCGUCUGGACCUCCGCCAGCGGCGCAGAAACAUCUGUAGCCAUCAUGGAGGUGGCAGAGGUGGAGAGUCCCCCAAAUCCCAGCUGUAAGAUAAUGACCUUCAGACCUUCCAUGGAGGAGUUUCGGGAGUUCAACAAAUACCUCGCAUACAUGGAAUCUAAAGGAGCCCACCGAGCAGGUCUUGCCAAGGUGAUUCCUCCUAAGGAGUGGAAGCCAAGACAAUGCUAUGAUGAUAUUGAUAAUUUGCUUAUCCCAGCACCAAUUCAGCAGAUGGUCACAGGGCAGUCGGGACUGUUUACUCAAUACAACAUCCAGAAAAAAGCCAUGACUGUGAAGGAGUUCAGGCAGCUGGCCAACAGUAGCAAAUACUGUACUCCAAGAUAUAUGGAUUAUGAAGAUUUGGAACGCAAAUACUGGAAAAACUUAACUUUUGUGGCACCUAUUUAUGGAGCAGAUAUAAAUGGGAGCAUAUAUGAUGAGGGUGUGGAUGAGUGGAAUAUAGCUCGCCUAAAUACGGUCUUGGAUGUGGUUGAAGAAGAGUGCGGUAUUUCUAUUGAGGGUGUGAAUACCCCUUACCUCUAUUUUGGAAUGUGGAAAACAACGUUUGCGUGGCACACCGAGGACAUGGAUCUCUACAGUAUUAAUUAUCUCCACUUUGGGGAGCCCAAGUCUUGGUAUGCUAUACCUCCAGAACAUGGAAAGCGACUUGAAAGACUAGCCCAAGGCUUUUUCCCCAGCAGCUCCCAAGGCUGUGAUGCAUUUCUCCGCCACAAGAUGACGCUGAUUUCCCCCUCAGUGCUGAAGAAGUAUGGCAUUCCCUUCGACAAGAUCACCCAGGAGGCUGGAGAGUUUAUGAUCACUUUUCCUUAUGGAUAUCAUGCUGGUUUUAAUCAUGGUUUCAAUUGUGCUGAGUCUACAAAUUUUGCUACUGUCAGAUGGAUUGACUAUGGAAAGGUUGCUAAAUUGUGCACUUGUCGGAAUGACAUGGUGAAGAUAUCAAUGGAUAUAUUUGUGAAGAAAUUUCAGCCAGAUAGAUACCAGAUUUGGAAACAAGGAAAGGAUAUAUAUACUAUUGACCAUACAAAGCCCACUCCAGAGUCUACUCCAGAAGUAAAAACAUGGCUACAGAGGAAGAAAAAAUUAAGAAAAGCUCCGAGGAGCUUGCAGGGCAAUAAGCCACUUUCAAAAAGGCCUAAAACUGAGGAAGAUGAAGAAAUUGCUGAAUUCAAUGGGGAGGAGGCCUCAAACCCUGCCGUGUGCCCUGGGCAUCUCACGGUCAUUGAGAAGCCAGAAAAAACAUUCAAGCUGGGGAACAAAGAAGCAUCUUCAGGAAAAGAAGCUUCUGAUACCAGGAUACAAGUAGAUCAAAGCUUACUGAAUGACACCAAGCUCUCAGGAAAAAGUUGCAUAAGUUCAUCUGUAACAGAUGAAAUGCAACCAGAAGAUGACACAGGCAAUGCUGUAACUUCAACAUCUAUGCUGAAGGAGGCCUCUGACCUCAUACCAUUUUCUCAUGGCCAUGUAACAGGCAAGGAGUCACAUCCACAGCUUGAAUCUCCCAAGAUAUCUUCCUCCCUGGCAGAAAGUAAGAGAAUAUUGACAGAGGGAGAAGAAAAUGUUGAAGAGGGCCAUGGAAAUAACCUUGAACCUGGGGAAAUCCCAGAAGCUCUUAAUGAAGAGAGAAAUGGGCUCAACAUUCCUAAGAUAAUAGAAGGAAAGCCAAAAACUACUAAGAGUUGGCGCCAUCCACUUGGUAAGCCUCCAGCCAGAUCGCCAAUGACUCUUGUGAAGCAGCAGGUAGUGAGUGAUGAAGAAUUGCCUGAGGUUUUAAGCAUUGACGAAGAAGUUGAAGAAACAGAGUCGUGGGCAAAGCCUCUCAUCCACCUUUGGCAGACAAAGUCUCCUAACUUUAUAGCUGAACAGGAGUAUAACGCAACUGUGGCAAAAAUGGAGCCAAACUGUGCAAUCUGCACGCUGCUCAUGCCAUACUACAAGCCUGAAAGCAGCAAAGAAGAAAAUGAUUCUAGAUGGGAGACAGCAGUAAAUGAAGUGGUUCAAUCUGGAAGAAAGACUAAACCCAUUAUUCCAGAGAUGUGUUUCAUUUAUAGUGAAGAAAAUGUAGAAUAUUCCCCCCCAAAUGCCUUCCUUGAAGAAGAUGGAACAAGUCUUCUGAUAUCCUGUGCGAAGUGCUUCGUGCGGGUUCAUGCAAGUUGUUAUGGUGUCCCUUCUCAUGAGGUCUGUGAUGGAUGGCUGUGUGCCCGGUGCAAGAGAAAUGCAUGGACUGCAGAAUGUUGUCUCUGCAAUUUGAGAGGAGGUGCUCUUAAACAGACUAAGAACAAUCAGUGGGCUCAUGUCAUAUGUGCUGUUGCAGUUCCAGAAGUCCGAUUCACUAAUGUCCCAGAAAGGACACAAAUAGAUGUAGAUAGAAUACCUUUACAGAGGUUAAAAUUGAAAUGCAUCUUCUGUAGACAGCGGGUUAAAAGGAUUUCUGGAGCCUGCAUUCAGUGUUCUUAUGGCCGCUGCCCAGCUUCGUUCCAUGUUACAUGUGCCCAUGCUGCUGGAGUGCUCAUGGAGCCUGAUGACUGGCCUUAUGUGGUAAACAUCACAUGCUUCAGACAUAGAGUCAACUCCAAUGUGAAGUCCAAAACCUGUGAGAAAGCCAUUUCUGUGGGUCAGACAGUCAUCACAAAACAUCGAAACACUCGGUACUACAGCUGCAGAGUGAUAGAUGUGACAUCUCAAACCUUCUAUGAGGUUAUGUUUGAUGAUGGCUCCUUCAGCAGAGACACAUUUCCUGAGGAUAUCGUGAGCCGGAACUGUGUGAAGCUGGGCCCUCCUGCGGAGGGAGAAGUCAUCCAAGUCAAAUGGCCUGAUGGUAAACUCUAUGGGGCAAAGUAUCUUGGAUCAAAUGUUGCCUACAUGUAUCAGGUUGAAUUUGAAGAUGGAUCCCAGAUAGCAAUGAAGAGAGAAGACAUAUACACUUUAGAUGAAGAGUUACCCAAGAGAGUAAAGGCUCGUUUCUCCACAGCCUCUGACAUGCGAUUUGAAGACACGUUUUAUGGGGCAGAUGUAAUUCAAGGAGAGAGGAAGAGGCAAAGAGUGCUGAGCUCCAGGCUGAAGAAUGAGUAUGUGGAUGAUCCUGUGUAUCGUACUUUCCUGAAGAGUUCUUUCCAGAAGAAGUGCCAGAAGAGACAGUAGUUGAUAACAUGCAGCAGCCACAGUGCAACUCAGACCAGAAGAGGGAAGUCAAAGGGACAGCCUUGGGGUACGGGAUACGCACUGGGACAGGUGGAGGGUGCUUCUCUGGUGUUGGUAAUAAAUCAGGCUUCUAGAGUUUGGUUACCAAGCAACCAAGAAGAGACCUAUUAGUUGCUUCUGUAAUCUGAUCACCCCUCAGUCAUUUGUUUGACCCCAAAGAAUAUUCCUAAGUGAAGGGAAAUAACAGUGAAUGGUCCACUAGAUAAAACUCCUGCCAGAGAAGAGGAGGUUCCCUCUCUUCGGCUCAGGUCCCUCCUCAGGGAACAUAUUUGGAGAUUCCUUUCCCCAACUCCCUCAGUGGAAGCCUCAUCACCCCAGAGGUAGAGUGACAAUUUAUGUAUUUUCCACAGCCAGGGAAUGAUUCUCACUCACAUUUGUUUAAGCGGCAGUUUUUAUAAAACAUUUUUAAAACACAAAUGGCAUGUAUGGUAAUGGAAUUUACCUGUGUGCUAUCUGUAUUCCCUUGUACAGAACUUUUCCAUUUUUUUAUAUUAUUACUUUUGAUUGUGUCUGAAAACUGAGUUGGUCUUUAUAAGAGGAAAUUUUUUGCUCUUGAAGAGGAAUUCAUAUGAAGUAUAUGGGAAUUUUAUAUAUUUACAGAGGAAAAAUCUUGGCCUGAUAUUUUGAACACUUCAUAAUUCCUGUUCUGAAUAGAUAUUUAUAAAAUAUAUAUUUCUUUCAUUAUGUGUUUGUAAAAAUUAGAGUUUAAAGAAAUAUACUUAAUGCAUAGUUUUAAACUAAUGUAACAUGAUUUUUCUUUGCAAAACAGCCUGGAAAUGUAUUAGUAUUUAAAAAUUAAAAUCUGUUUUCUCCUGUCC